GAGAGUUGCCAGGAGUUGCUGCUGAAGCAACGACGGGGGCCCCUGUUGCCUUUGGCGAGAGUGCCUCUGAGCCUGUGCCGUUCCCUGCCGCCUGGCCCUCCCCACCUUCGUAGCCGCGGCGGGUCUCCAUGCCAAAUGGCCCCACAGUUGAGGCCUGUGUGAGACGUUUUUGCCCCUGAGGGAAAUUUUUGCCCCUGCCGGGGUGGGAGCUUCCAUGCCGGCCUCCCCAGCGGCAAAGCGGAGCUUCUCCAGGGUCGGGUGAUGGCAUUUCUGCCGCCUGAGAGGACCGCUUCAUGCCGCCUCAUCUGGGGUCCAAGCCCUCCGUCAGCAACUAUUUCUUGCCUCCGCCUCGAGUCCCUCAAAGCUCAUGGCAGGGGCGGUGAGGAAGCCUGGGGUGUGAAAAAUGAAUAAUAAUGAUAUUAAGAUUUAUGAAAAUGAAAUCCAGUCUUUGGAAGAAGAAAUUAAGAUGUUAACAGAAGAAUAUGAAUGUAGUCUACAUGGAUCUUUUGCUUAUUCUGACGGGGAGAUAAUGAAGGCUAUGAAAUCAUUUAAAGGAAAAUCUCAAGAAAACUUAAGGCACUAUGAAUUUUCUCCAGACUUGAAAACUCAGCUUGACUUCUUAGAGUCUGAUCUCUUCUUCAUGAUGAAAUUUACAGGCAUUUGCUUCACACAUUGUUCUAGAAAACCUGUGGAGAAAAGUGGAACUAGAACUACACACAAAUACAGGCUAUCAGGAAAUUGCCAUUCAGUGUCCUUUCAGUUGGAAUUUCAACUCAUGGAAGAAAAUCAGGCAAAGGAAGAAGACGUUCAUAUCAAACAGUGUAACAAAAAUGUUUCAGCUAUUGUUACGGACCUUAGCAUUGUGAUAGAAUCUGACGAAUAUUUGGAUUUAAGCAAGCUUGUAUCAAGAGUUGAAGAGAGUGGGAAUCUCUUGCUGUUCUUCAAAUGCCUCUCCUAUUUCACUGAGUGGUGUGAUCAUCGGAAACGCACUUUGACCCAUUUCAAGAACAAGUAUCCUGAUGUUGUAGUACUUCCUGAAGGAUCAUCUGGAGAUUACAUGAUCUUAAGAAAUGCUAACCUUCCUGGACUUGAGUUAAUGAUUGUUUGGAAGAUAUAUGUAGAUGAAGAAGGAAAAGUUACACCAGUCUUGGAUCUCCUCCACAAAAUACCAAUGUCAGUGGUGGAAGCUAACAAGUUUGCAUCAGAUGCUCCGUACUGCUUCAGAAGUCUACUACAUGUGCUUGGAAUACAAGCAUGCAUUGAAACACUGAUCAAGUCACUUUGCAAUGAUAAAUGAAUACCAGGACAAUAAAAUAUGCAUCUAUAGUUUAUUGAAUAUAAA
Molecule: messenger RNA, 1342 nt
Organism: Podarcis muralis (Common wall lizard)
Lineage: Eukaryota; Metazoa; Chordata; Lepidosauria; Squamata; Lacertidae
Source: RefSeq, a predicted model, not a curated record